Amoebophrya sp. A120 is the source of this 9440-nucleotide messenger RNA. The record is from the annotation of a GenBank genome assembly. NCBI's taxonomy places the organism in Eukaryota, Dinophyceae, Syndiniales, Amoebophryaceae.
AGUUCUUGAAGGUAUAUAAAGCUAUUUUUUUGCGGCCAAGCAGAUAGUACCUGUAGGGCCGUACACUUUCUUCCAAACGUCUAUCGUGUAAUCAUAGUUUUGAAGCCAGUUCUGUUUUGAGUUUUCUUUUUGCUGCAUCAACACUUUUAUCUCUGAAAGGGAAAACUUUUUGUUUUUGAAAUAAGAAUAACCAUAACGCAAUAAUGCACGCGACGAGCGGACUUGGCAGACUCGCUUCGCCAUUCCGGCGAAGUUCUUGUACGAAAGCCUUUACCGGCAUACGCAGUUCCUCAAGUCGCACAGCUGUGGUGGAGAAACUGGCGACGGGAACUAAAAGUCGAUCUUUCGUGACUUCUUCUGCCUCUUGUCUACCAGCGUCUAUUUCUUGUGCUUCUACUUCCGCAAUACGAAAGGGUGCUGCACCAGGUGUGCCAGGAGUGACAAUCUCGGGUCCAGGCGGGAGCAGUAGUUCCACGUCAAGAAGAGAUCUUCUGGAAAAUCACAGCACACGACUAUUCAGCAUGCGUCCUCUACCACCAGCUGCCCAGAGAAGUACGGGGAAACGACCCUCUGUUCGCGCUUUCUCUUCAACUAGUAGUACCUUUCUGUCAUCAUCCCGCCCGCGCCGAGAUGCUGCUGCUGCUGCUGGAACAGAUGCGGAAAAGGAGAGCAGCAGCCCCGCCGAGCGGGAUGUUAUGGAGUACGACAUUGUCAUCGUUGGCGGCGGUCCGGCCGGGCUGGGCGCCGCCAUCAAGGCAAAGCAACUGUACCCCGACAUGGACAUCUGUCUGAUCGACAAAGGCGCCGAAAUCGGGUCCCACAUUCUCUCCGGCAACGUCUUUCAGCCCACGGCGCUCAACGAAUUAAUUCCGGAUUGGAAGGAACGUGGGGCGCCGCUGGAAACCGAGGUAAAUUCCGAGGCGUUUUUUUUUCUCUGGAACGACACAAAAUCGGUCAAGCUCCCGAACAUCUUUCUGCCCAAAGAGCAGCACAACGUCGGGAAUUACGUCAUUUCCCUCGGACAGCUCUGCAAGUGGCUCGGCGAGCAGGCGGAGGAGCUGGGCGUCGAGAUUUUCUCCGGCUUCGCGGGCGACCGACUGGUAACGAACGGGGAAAACAAGGUGAUCGGCGUGCAACUGAAGGACGUGGGGAUUGCGAAGGACGGCAGCAAGAAAGACGCGUUUGAGCUGGGUAUGGAGCUGCACGGCAAGCAGGUGAUCCUUGCGGAGGGCUGUCGAGGCAGCUUGACGCUCGAAUCCAUCGAUAAAUUCGACUUGGCCAAGGAAAGUUGUCCCCAGCACUAUGGGCUGGGGAUCAAAGAAGUCUGGGAAGUGGAUAACGAACACUUCAAGUAGUACGGCUUUUGAUCGCGUUCUUUUUGAUGCGUAGAGACAGAGGGUUGGAUGUUGUUCUAGUACCGCUACCUAGGAUACUCGAAUAACCGUAGCUCGUUAUUGUUUGUUUUCCCUUUUGCAAAAAAUUGACCUGCUCUUGCUCUUGCGCUUGCCUCUCUAGGAUGAAAGAAAAUGAAAAUCUGCAAUUUCCUAUAUGUACCACUACACGACCACCAGAUCCGGCUUCGUGGCUCACAGCGUGGGAUGGCCCCUGGAUUGGAGCACGUACGGGGGUAGCUUCAUGUACCACAUGGGGGAGAACCUGAUCCACCUGGGUUUCGUCACGGGCCUCGAUUACAAGAACCCGCACCUGUCUCCCUACCAGGAAUUCCAGCGGUUUAAGCACCACCCAAGGAUUGCGAAAUACCUGGAGAACGGCACGUGCUUGAGUUACGGUGCGCGGUGCAUCAACGAGGGUGGGCUGCAGGCGAUACCCAAGUUGACGUUCCCCGGCGGCGUGCUGACAGGGUGCUCGGCCGGGUUUCUGAACGUGCCAAAAAUCAAGGGAAGCCAUACCGCCCUGAAAACCGGGGCCUUGGCGGGCGAGUUUGUCGCGAAACACCUGGCGGAAGGGAAUAGUAGUACUGGGGACGAUAUCAAAUGUAAAAGUGUCUGGGUCUGGAAGAAUGCAACUUGUGAUGCUGUAUUUAGAUUCCAAAAAAAUCUGUAUUGCAUGAGUAGCAAACGGAAUGCAAUUUUUGCUACGCUGAGAAGGCAUCUGUCAUGCGGAAUAGGCAUCAAGAAGCCCUCAGAAAAUCUGUAUUGCUAGGGUAUGCAUCACAGACAUCAUGGCUCAUGCAAAACGUGCAUGACAAGUGUCAGAAUCUUCCAGACCCAGACAUUUUUACAUUUGAUAGACGAGGUGGCGGCCUACGAAACGGCGGUCAAGGAAAGCUGGGUUUGGGACGAGUUGAACGUAAGAACGUAAAUUAUUGACACAUCUACCCUGGUAGAACCUUUUCGUGGAGUGACUGGAGGGAGUUUCCCCCCGUCCGUUUUUGUAUAUGGGCUGGCAGAUCCCUAGAAGCUAAUGCCUGGAGUUGUUGGUCUUCCACCCCUCUGAGUGGGGUCGGGGAAGGAGCCAACGCGGACGUAGUCCGCAGGUCUCGCUGGAUAGUUUGCUUUGUGAUGGAUUCACAUCGUUCUCGCGUUCUAAUGAAUGGUAGCUCAUGUGCUCAGAGUGCACCGCAGUGCCAUUCCGCCAUUGAGGGCGCUUCCCAGCGGGGAAGGGUGAUUUAGGAAGGUUGCGUUCUAAUGGAUGGUAGCUCAUGUGCUCAGAGUGCACCGCAGUGCCAUUCCGCCACUGAGGGCGUUUCCCAGCGGGGAAGGGUGAUUUAGGAAGUUUUCGCUUUAAUGGAUGGUAGCUCAUGUGCUCAGAGUGCACCGCAGUGCCAUUCCGCCCCUGGGGAUAUGGGCUGUUCUUUGUUUUCGCUCCUCAUUAGGGCAGGAUGUUUCAUUCCGAGCUCUGGCCCUCAAGCUCGGGGUCCUAGAUGGGCUGGCUGGAGUUUGUUUUUGUUCGCGCUGCUAGGGAAUAUGCGGCAGUGCUGGAGAGCAUUAUGGUGCUGCUCAGGGUGCAAGGCGGGUUUUGCUCGCCCUUCGAUAUGUUGCGGGUUUUUCAACUUACUAGCUACCACUCCGAGUAAGGGCAGGAGGCUUCUAGGCGUCGUUUGGGAAGCCCUGUCGGGGCCAGAUACCUCGCUGUGCUGGUUUUUAGCUUGAGAGCAGCUACUCCCCUGCCGGGUCGCGUCUCUACUCCUUUUUACACCAGAGAAGCUUUGGUUCGUCCUCGGUCUCAAUGGGUCGAUAGUAUAGUUCUGCGCGGGGUUGUCAGCGAGUGUACAAAACCUCCAGCCGGGGGCGCAUGGGUCGACAGCUAGAGGCUUGGCACUUAGGGAUACGAGGUGGCGGGGCUCGCCGCAGGAAAGCUGGGUUUGGGACGAGUUGAACGUAACAACGUAUGGAGAGAAAGGAACUAAAAAAUCCAUCUCUACGCCCAUCUUUUCAAAAUUUGCUCUAUCGGUUUGCCGCCAUUUCGUUGCAUUCUCAUACGUAAAGCCUCUCGAGCAGCUCGACCGCAGAUCCUGGCUGGCGAUAUUGCCUGACAGAUUUUCCGGGUCUUGUUUUUCUUUUUGCAGCUUGGUGGAGGAGUGUGGUAGGAGUUGCGAGGCCAACUUGUCAUGCACAUCUCCGCGACAUGCAGAAACAAGAACAAAACCGGGAGAAUGCAUUCACUCGGCCGAGAAAGAAGUUGAAAAGAUGCAGCCACGCAAAGUGCUCAUCUUUUCAACUUUGAAAGCUAUCAAAUUUUGAAAAGAUGCUCUUUCUGCAUCUUUUCAAAUUUUGAUAAGUGGCUGCCCAUUUUCCAAAUUUUGAAAAGAUGCUGAAGGAGACAUCUUUUCAAAAUUUGACAACCUCAACAACGCAAGCACUUGCUUUGUUGAUGUUGUCAAAUUUUGAAAAGAUGUCUCCUUCAGCAUCUUUUCUCCCCGAGGUAUAUUUCCCCGUUUCAGCCGUGUCCACAUCUGAAAAUGUUGCGCCAUGAAGCACGGGCCACCUCGUCAGGGGUUGCUCGCUCUUCAGGUCUCCCGGAUCUCUGGACCCCUUUGGCUUCUCGGACAGCUGUGGUCUGUGCGCGCCUCCCUAUUCUACCUAGACCUACCCUUCCAGUUGGCUUUUCCGGUCAAGGAAAGCUGGGUUUGGGACGAGUUGAACGUAAGAACGUAAAUUAUUUGGUGUAGUAUGUAGUGAGGUCACGAACGUUCUAUCCUAGCUGUUUUCUUGCCAUGCAGUGCGCAAAACGGCCGGCAGUUUUCAAGUGGGCGGAGGUGUUUUUGGACGUAAAAGAUUUCCAUUUAUCAAGCAAUCAUGAGACUUAGAGGACGGAAGAGGAUAAUCUAAGGGGACUACCUCGAAUAGAUUUACAUCAUCAUCAUCAAGCGGGCGGAGCUUUGAAGUCAAACAAGCCCGGUCGAAAGCUAUCGAUUCCCGCUUGAUAAAACGACGCAGGGGAGCCGCCAAAAGGGGCGCCCUUCUGAGGCGCCCACCGCCUUAGUUUCUGGCGGUUUGGGGCGCCCAGAAAGGGGCGCCCGAAAAGCAACAAUCCGAAAAAAACAGCAAAUCCGCAUGGUAUGGGCCCCAUUUUGGCCCACAGUCGGGCCCCGCAAAAGACGCCACCAAAAUCCGCUAUUUCAGAGGCGGACUUAAGGCCAGAAGAUGCGGCAUUUUUCCAAAAAAAAACAAAAAACCAAAGUCCGCCAAAAGCAAAAAGCCAAUCCGCGUGCUAUGGGCCCGAUUUGGGGCUCGCAAGGGGCCGACCCUGGCGGGGGCCCAGGCGGGGCCAUAGCAUGCGGGGAAGGUUUUUUCUGUCGAAACCAAAUGGAGGCCAGCUUGGAUCGAAAUCGGUGCAGGAAAGCUGGGUUUGGGACGAGUUGAACGUAAGAACGUAAAUUAUUUGGUGUAGUAUGUAGUGAGGUCACGAACGUUCUAUCCUAGCUGUUUUCUUGCCAUGCAGUGCGCAAAACGGCCGGCAGUUUUCAAGUGGGCGGAGGUGUUUUUGGACGUAAAAGAUUUCCAUUUAUCAAGCAAUCAUGAGACUUAGAGGACGGAAGAGGAUAAUCUAAGGGGACUACCUCGAAUAGAUUUACAUCAUCAUCAUCAAGCGGGCGGAGCUUUGAAGUCAAACAAGCCCGGUCGAAAACUAUCGAAUCCCGCUUGAUAAAACGACGCAGGGGAGCCGCCAAAAGGGGCGCCCUUCUGAGGCGCCCACCGCCUUAGUUUCUGGCGGUUUGGGGCGCCCAGAAAGGGGCGCCCGAAAAGCAACAAUCAGAAAAAAACAGCAAAUCCGCAUGGUAUGGGCCCCAUUUUGGCCCACAGUCGGGCCCCGCAAAAGACGCCACCAAAAUCCGCUAUUUCAGAGGCGGACUUAAGGCCAGAAGAUGCGGCAUUUUUCCAAAAAAAAACAAAAAACCAAAGUCCGCCAAAAGCAAAAAGCCAAUCCGCGUGCUAUGGGCCCGAUUUGGGGCUCGCAAGGGGCCGACCCUGGCGGGGGCCCAGGCGGGGCCAUAGCAUGCGGGGAAGGUUUUUUCUGUCGAAACCAAAUGGAGGCCAGCUUGGAUCGAAAUCGGUGCAGGAAAGCUGGGUUUGGGACGAGUUGAACGUAAGAACCACUUCCCCACGACUGCGUCGCGGGGCAAGGCUGAUUUGAAUUGCUGCUGGGCCAAGUUUGGAGUUAUUGCGUGCAUUGCAAGCGCUUUCUGCUUGGUUAGUGAAAACAGGCAACAGGUAGUCAUAGGCGACGCCGUCCGCGGCCGGGCUCACUGACCAAGCUCCAGGUAGUACUCAACUGCCAAGAAGAACCAAAAAAGAUAAAAAAAGCCGACGUCUCCAGGGCAGGGCAUUCACCGCGGCCGAAGAAACUGCUUUGCAGAGGCAAAAAGCAGCACAGGCCUCGACACAGAAUGGAACCGCAGGCGCCACCGGCUUUUUUUUGAUGCAAAAGUAAAAUCCCAAAGGGGAGCUCGAGAAAAAGCACAAGAGCAGAGCGAGCAGCUGAACAAUAAGAACAGGGUAACAAGGAACUUAGACGUGACCGGGGGGGUCACGUCCGUCCGUCCGGCCGGACGGACGGCACGUGACCGGGGGUAGUCCGGCCUCGGUGCGAGUUCGGCGCUUAAUGCCGCAGCAACUGUGGCCUUCGGUAGCUAGAAGCCCCCGGCCGCGUCACCGACGGCGGACCGGGGGCAAAAGUCGUGCCUUUUUUCGUGAAAGACCGAACUCAUGACCUUUUUUUUUUAGUUGGGCGCCCGAGCUAGCUGACAGCCCCCGGCCGGGUGACCGGGGGCGGAGCGAGACGAAGAGAGGCAGUUCUUCAGUGAAGUGCCGAGCCCAUGACCUUUUUUUUUUUUUUUUAGUUGCCCGGGCGCGCGGGCCACCGCGGCCACCACCUCCUAGCGCCACGACCGACCCCCGGUCACGUGCCGUCCGUCCGGCCGGCCGGACGGACGUGACCCCCCCGGUCACGUCUAGGUUCCUUGUUACCUUGUUCUAACUCCAAAGCGCGCCCUGUGCAAAUAUCUUGUAGCACAAGCAGCGCUCUUUCAUCGUGCAAGAAAGUAAGGCGCGCACUACGUCGUGCCUGUGGGCACUUUCGAAAUGCGCGCGCGCGCCGGUGCUCUUUCGAAAUAGGCGGCGCGAGCAAUGCUUUUAAAACGCCCAAAAAAGCAACGCGCAUCAGAAAAGCUUUUGAGCACUUUCGCGCGUCUUGCGUAUUUUCUGAAAAGUCUUCAGAAGCUUUUCAGUCUUCAGAAGAUUCUACAGAAGAUGAUCUUCAGAAGGUCAAAGCUUCUGAAGAAUGCGGAAAAAAGGACGCAAAAAGUUGUCGCUUUGGAGACACAAUUGAAAAACCUUCUGAAGGUUUUCAACCUUCAGAAGGUUGGCAAAAAUUGCGACACUUCACUGCCUUUUUUUGUCUAAAAAGUCGGAAAGUCUUCUGAAGGUCAAAAAAGUGCCACCUUCUGAAGGUUUUCAACCUUCAGAAGAUUUCAAAACGGUCAAUUUUCACCUUCUGAAGGUUUUUUUGCUCAUUUUCCAUCUUUUUCUUCUGAAGGUCAAAAAAAACCUUCUGAAGGCGUGACCUUCAGAAGAAAAAAAUGCUCACGGUUAAACCGAUGGUAUGCUCGCUCAAAAAAAAGACGCUUUUUUCCAUUUCUUCUGAAGGUUCCAGUGACGAUUUUGGACCUUCAGAAGACCUUCAGAAGAAAAAGCUUCUGAAGGUUCAGCAGCAAUUUUGCCAAGCCUUCCCCUUAUAGUUAUUAGAUUAGAACGGAAAGCUGGGUUUGGGACGAGUUGAACGUAAGAACGUAAAUUUGGCGUAGUAGCUCCACCUCUCCUGAGAAAAGAAUGAAAUUUAGCGAAGAAAAAUUUGAAGAGGCAGCAUCCUUGGGCAAAGCAAGCAUUAAAUCUGUCAGCGAGGAGGGUACUUAUCGUUCGACCGUGAAUUAUACUAAAUAAAUACGACUAAAAACAGGUCGGCAGGAACUGCCAGCCCAGUUUCAAACACGGUCUCCUUGGUGGUCUCGCGUACUCGGCGUUCAGUCUGCACGUUACAAGGUACUAACUACAACUGGUGGGAACAGAAAUGUCACAUACUGCUCGAAUAACUUCCUUUCACAUGGUCACCUAUCCAAGUCCUGAGCUUCCAGGCAACACCUUUGCACGGACUUCACAUUGGGCUCUUUGUAUUCGUGUUCUUAAAAGUUAAAGAGAAAGUUACCAUGACCAUGCGUCAUGGACAUGGCCGAAAACCCAAAAUGCAGGGGCCGCGAGCCGUGGACGUUUACGUGGUCGAAAAAGGACCACGAAUACACCGAGCCCGCGGCGAAACACCAGAAAAUUGAGUACCCGAAGCCCGACGGCAAACUUUCUUUCGACCUGCUUGAGAACCUGACCAGAUCCGGCGUCAAGCACGAUCACGACCAGCCGGCGCACCUCCGCGUGAAGGAGGAGCAGGCGGCCGAUCCGCUGGCGGUCUCGCUUCCCGAGUACGACGGUCCCGAGCAGCGGUUCUGCCUAUGAGAGCGCACAACCCCCUGAACCCUAACCCGUCAUUGUAUUGGAUGAAUAGCAAUACAAACACCAGCUUGCAUGGAGCCUGCGCAUGACAAGUUCAUGCUCCGAGCGUAGUACUGUUUGGCCUUGUUAGAGAAUUUGUCAUGCAAAGAGACUCACGAGACAGCAAGUGGGUUGUUUGGGAUUUCGCAUAACAAAUGAGGGGGAGGGGGAGUUGUGCACUCUCAUACUGCCCUGCCAAAGUGUACGAGUACGUGGCCGACGCCGAGAACAAGUUCCGCCUGCAGAUCAACGCGCAGAACUGUGUGCACUGCAAGUGCUGCAUAUGCAAGAAAAAUCUGUGUAAGUGUAACUUUGUCUUGCAGAUGUUGCAAUACAGUUACACUUGUCAUGCCGGAUAUGCAUCAGAGGCUAUUUUAAUACAUGUUUUCGCGUACUAGCUACGCACGACAGGUUUUCUGUCCUGCAAAAAAAAUCUGUGAUGCUCUUCCUGCAAAAAAGUCACACUUACACAGUUUUUCUCUUGGAUACUGCAGCAUCAAAACCCCGAACGAAUACAUCCGGUGGACCGUGCCGGAAGGCGGCGGCGGGCCGCAGUACGCGGGAAUGUGAAGAUCAUCAAAAUAAAGGCGUUGAUCGGCGGAGCAGGGGAUCAUGAUAUAUUUCUGUGUGCAGAAGUGAUGCAGAGGUUGAAGGGGAAGGGAACCGCUGAUGUUCCGGCUAUUGUGUGAGAACUUCUACUACUUCGCACUUUUCCCGAACCAGUUCGAAGUGGUAUCCUGCCAGUCUCGACCGCCUCUAGUACAGGGUGAAGAUGCUUCACGUGUUGGUCUUGGUCCACCUGUGCCUCUCACCGGCUCUGCCACAUUCUUAGUGACAUGUUGUACCGCACAACUUCUGUUUCGAAUUCGAUUUCUACAAAACGAAAACUUACUCCUCGUGUCCGCGUGAAGCCAGCACGCUGCGCUAGUAAUGCAGGCUCCUCGAGUUCAUCAAGCAGCAACAGUGGUGCGGCGGCGCGACUAGGUUGUAAAGUUUCCAGUUUCGGCUGAUGAUGUUUCCGCGUUCCUACGACGACAGAUUGACUUUUCUGUGAUCCAAGCCAUUACAACAUCGAGAAUAAAGCAACUUUGUUUUGUUGUUCUAUAAUGUGCCAAGAUAGUCCCUCUCCCUGCUCGCUGCUCGUACUCAUCCACUUGUUGUAAGAAUUUUUGCAAAAGAUCUUUCUACCUUGACUACAGCCGUGGUCCAAUUUGCCUUGCUGUUGAUGUAGUUUCACACACAUUCAGCAAAGUAGAGAAAAAUUCACUGUUUUGAAAUCUCCUGAAAGAACGCGCUUGACUCAUUUGAUAGGAUUCUAUGAAGGCAUAGGCACCUCCAUGCCGAGAAGAGCAAGAGGAAGAGAAGCGAACGAGAAGAUCUCCGUCUUUUACUGCGAACAAAGCUAGACAUAGAAGCGUGUUCCAAAACCGAAUCGAU